AACAUGGCGGCUUACUUAGUUGCCACCCAUGCGCUAGCUUUAGCUAGAAUGUUCUAGCGUCUUCAUGUGUCUACUAGGUUAAAGAGGCGUCCACCUUCUGGGCCGUCAAAAAUAGUCCGUGUUUACAUUUGUUCAGUAUCAUUUCAUGAACCUCUAAAGCAACAUGGCAGAAGACGGACAAAAUAGAAGAUACCCUCAGAAUCUUCAGGGGGUCCUGCAGUUGGCAAUCGAUGCUGGCUCCGGUGCAGAGGGGCCUGCUCCUGUCGAACCCAUUUCGGAGGAGAGGAGUGCGUGGCUAAGGGAGGCUCUCGCAGAUGUCUGCAAAGGGCAGAUGGAUGAAGUGGAGCAGAUGAAGCAGUGCUUGGCUGUCCUGAACAAGGAGGAGCUGAACGGUGAGGGGGAUAGGGAUGAGGAAGAUGAAGAUGAGCGGGAAUCAGCCUUUGAGUUGCUGUCAGAUUUGUGUGAGAACCUUGACAAUGCCAGAGACCUGAUGGUUCUGGGAGGCCUGGAUGUGUGCGUGUCCAAAUAUUUGUGUCAUGCCCAAAGUAGGCUGAGGCGGAGCGCUGCUCAGCUGAUCGCUACCUGUGCCCAGAACAUGCCACAAGUGCAGGAUCACUUGCUAAAGAUGAGCACUUUACCAAAGCUUCUACAGCUGACAGACUCAGACCCCCAUCCCACAGUCAGAGUCAAAGCCCUUUAUGCAGUCUCAUGUCUGGUCCGAGAGAAGGACACGGGAAUGGAGGCCUUUUUGUCCCAUGAUGGCUUCUCAGUGCUAAUGAGAGGCAUGCAGUCAGAACAUGAGAAGCUCCAGACCAAGUCGGCGUUCCUUCUGUUCAACCUGCUGACGUCACAUCCUGAACAAAAAGACACAGUGGUCUCCAUGGGGAUGGUGCAGCAGCUGGUCUCGGUGCUGCGUUGUCCACACUCACCUUUUCAUGAGCACGUGCUUGGUGUUCUUUGCUGCCUGGUGGAAGACUGUGUGAAGGGGCUCAAAGAUUGUAGGGAUCCAUCUCUCGGUCUCGAAGAGUUACUGCGACUGCGCGCCAGAGAACUCCAAGGCCAAGAAGAAAGUCAGGAAGAGCUGGAAUUCUGUGAACGCUUAAGGGUGGCUUGUUUCCGUGGACACCAGCCCGAUGACCAUGGGAUGGACCGCUGACCUCAAAUGUGUUGUUGUUGUUGUUAGUGUGCUAAUAUACAUUCAUCAUCUGGAUUUAUGGUUAAAGUGUUUGUCAGUCAUUUUCUGCAUGUCAUCCAACAUGGUAACUUCUUCAGUGUUGUAAGACAGUGCAAGUAGUUUGUAAAAUGUCUGUUUCAAUACCUGUGGAACUGUUUUCACUCCUCAAAGGAAUUUUAAGUUGUCUGUUAAAACAAGACUCAGAUAUUGUAUAUGGAUGUCAUCAAUUUUCUUUACACCAUAUUUAUGAACAAAGAGUAUUUUUAUAGCUAUAGCAAGCUCACAUGAACAGCUUUUGCUUUAAUAUGAAUUUUACAUGUCACUGUUAUAUUCAAAUAUGGCAAUAAAAUUAGUCCAAAACA
Messenger RNA from Phyllopteryx taeniolatus (common seadragon), 1536 nucleotides. RefSeq names its product HSPA (heat shock 70kDa) binding protein, cytoplasmic cochaperone 1 (gene hspbp1). The transcript has 8 exons. The record is from RefSeq and is a predicted model, not a curated record. Lineage: Eukaryota; Metazoa; Chordata; Actinopteri; Syngnathiformes; Syngnathidae. Bases 164 to 1156 code for a protein of 330 amino acids.